AUGCAACAUAGGGUACCGAACUCGCACCGAGAAUUGUUUGGAACUGAGGCAACCAUGGAACGUGGUUAUCCAACUCUGGACCAUAUAGGUCUACCAGCUCCGAAUGACCCAUGUUACUUCCAACAAAAUCAAAGGAUGUACGUCACUGAAGAUACGUCCCAGAUUGUGCACGACCAAUAUUCCAGGUAUAGUGCUGUGGAGGAGAUAGUCUGUCAGCAAUUGCCCUCUAAGAGGGAGGGAGAAUAUGAUCUGCACCAGAACAAUGUUGUUGGAUGCUACCGCUACCCAACGGCUGCAUUGCCUCAAGUUCCUCCACCAAUGCAUCCAAAUGCCCCAGUGUGUGGUAGGCCUGAGUGCCUGCCGCAAGAUUUCCUGUCUCCUGUUAUUCCUUUUCAGGGGCCAGGUAGUUGUAUCGUUGACCCACAGUAGAUAAGAGAUGAAAGACUUUGUUGUAGCAUCCACAUGCUUAGUUUUCCCGGCAAGAUUCAUAUGUUUAAAGGAUAAAGCAUCAAGGGCCAAUGAGAAGUUUCUGGUUUAGAAGCUUGCCACUGUUAUAGAAAACUGAUUUUCAGUAUUAAAUCUGGUGGAUGUUUCUGAUUGCGGUAAAUGACUGGUUGAUUGGAAACCCUGGUUAGAUUAUUUGGAACCAGUUUUUGAGAA
This is a messenger RNA of Rhododendron vialii, 660 nucleotides long. RefSeq lists its product as uncharacterized. Bases 1 to 429 code for a protein of 142 amino acids. NCBI's taxonomy places the organism in Eukaryota, Viridiplantae, Streptophyta, Magnoliopsida, Ericales, Ericaceae. The transcript has 2 exons. The record is from RefSeq and is a predicted model, not a curated record.